GAUUUUCCUUUUCAUCUGCACAGCCAAUUAACUUUCGAAUCCGAGUUUUAUUGCGCUUGUGCCACCGAAAUAUGAGUCCUAGUAGAAUAGUUGCCUAUAGACCCUCAACUUUUGCUUGGUUCUGCAUCUUUUUUCUGUGUUGUUCUGUUCAUGGUCAACUUGAUUACAAGUUUUACGAUGAUGCUUGUCCCAACUUAACCAGGAUCGUUCGCUAUGGUGUCUGGUCUGCCAUCUACAACGAAACUCGAAUGGCUGCCUCUAUUCUACGCCUGCACUUUCAUGACUGUUUUGUUAAUGGGUGCGAGGGAUCUGUGUUACUGGACGAUAGCAGCACAAUAAAGGGGGAGAAGAAUGCAGUUCCUAAUAAGAAUUCAGCUAGAGGAUUUGAAGUCAUUGAUGCAAUAAAGGCUAAUGUGGAGAAAGCCUGUCCAUCCACUGUUUCUUGCGCUGAUAUAUUGGCACUUGCUGCUCGAGAAGCCGUCUACCUUGCAGGAGGGCCGUAUUGGCCGGUGCUUCUGGGCCGCCGAGACGGCCUUACUGCCAGUGAAGGCGCGGCCAACACACAGCUACCCUCACCUUUCGAGUCCCUGGCUAACAUCACCGCAAAGUUUACUGACAAGGGACUCGAUAUGAAAGACGUGGUCGUGCUUUCAGGUGGACACACCAUUGGGUUCGCUCAAUGUUUCACCUUCAAGCCGAGGCUAUUUAAUUUUGAUGGGGCGGGAAAUCCUGAUCCAACUCUAGACGCAACGCUUCUAACCAGUUUGCGUGGCUUGUGUCCAAAUGAAGCCAGCUCCGAUUCCAAUCUGGCUCCACUGGACGCAGCCAGCGUGAGCAAGUUCGACAACUCCUAUUACAAGAAUCUCGUGAACAACUCUGGGCUUCUUGGGUCUGACCAAGUUCUUAUGAGCGACAACACUACAGCUGCAAUGGUCUCCUACUACAGCAAGUUCCCUUUCCUCUUCUCCAAGGACUUUGGGGUGUCAAUGGUAAAGAUGGGCAAUAUUGGUGUGCUGACGGGGCAGGAUGGACAAAUAAGGAAGAAUUGUAGAGUUGUGAACUAGAAAAAUGUCGUUCAAUUCCUGUAAAUCAUCAAUGGUUGUCAAUUAUGUUUUCAUGGUGCUUUUUUUUUUUUUUUUUUUGGAAUUAAUGCCUCUUUUGUUAUAAAUCCCCCAAAGUUGCAUUUUCCAGAUGCAUUAGUAAAUUAUCCAUUUUCCA
Molecule: messenger RNA, 1218 nt
Organism: Coffea arabica (coffee)
Lineage: Eukaryota; Viridiplantae; Streptophyta; Magnoliopsida; Gentianales; Rubiaceae
Product: peroxidase 10-like
Biological process (GO): hydrogen peroxide catabolic process; response to oxidative stress
Molecular function (GO): heme binding; peroxidase activity
Source: RefSeq, a predicted model, not a curated record